CUCCCGGAACUCCGCCGGCGCCGGCCAUGGUGCGGAUCGUGACCGUGCAGACCAAGCCCUACGGCGACCAGAAGCCGGGCACCAGCGGGCUGCGCAAGCGGGUGACGGUGUUCCAGAGCAAUGCCAACUACACCGAGAACUUCAUCCAGAGCAUUCUGGCCACCGUGCCGCCCGCCGAGCGCCAGGACGCCACGCUCGUGGUGGGAGGCGACGGCCGCUUCUACAUGAGAGACGCCAUCCAGCUCAUCGUGCGCAUCGCCGCCGCCAACGGGAUCGGGCGCCUGGUGAUCGGCCAGCACGGCAUCCUGUCCACGCCGGCCGUGUCCUGCCUCAUCCGCAAGAUCAAGGCCAUCGGGGGCAUCAUCCUCACGGCCAGCCACAACCCCGGCGGGCCCAGCGGCGACUUCGGCAUCAAGUUCAACAUUGCCAACGGAGGUCCUGCUCCUGAAGCCAUCACGGAUAAAAUUUUCCAAAUCAGCAAGAAAAUUGAGGAAUAUGCAAUCUGCCCAGAUCUCCAGGUGGACUUGGGCACCAUUGGGAAGCAGCAGUUUGACUUGGAGAACAAAUUUAAGCCAUUUACAGUGGAAAUUGUGGACUCUGUGGAAGCCUAUGCCAGCAUGCUGAGGAACAUCUUUGACUUCAGUGCCUUGAAGGAGCUGCUCUCAGGGAAGAACCAGCUCAAGAUUCGCAUCGAUGCCAUGCACGGGGUUGUGGGCCCUUAUGUCAAGAAGAUCCUGUGUGAGGAGCUGGGAGCCCCAGCAAAUUCAGCUGUGAACUGCACCCCCCUGGAGGACUUUGGGGGCCACCACCCUGACCCCAACCUGACCUAUGCUGCUGACCUGGUGCAGACCAUGAAGACAGGAGAGUACGACUUUGGAGCUGCCUUUGAUGGAGAUGGGGACCGGAACAUGAUUUUGGGCAAGCACGGCUUCUUUGUCAACCCCUCCGACUCGGUGGCCGUCAUCGCCGCUAACAUCUUCAGCAUCCCCUACUUCCAGCAGACAGGGGUGCGCGGCCUGGCCCGCAGCAUGCCCACCAGCGGGGCCCUGGACAGGGUGGCCCAGGCCACAAAGAUUGCUUUGUAUGAGACUCCAACGGGCUGGAAGUUCUUUGGAAACUUGAUGGAUGCCAACAAACUGUCUCUGUGUGGAGAGGAAAGCUUUGGGACUGGCUCUGACCACAUCCGAGAGAAGGACGGGCUGUGGGCAGUGCUGGCCUGGCUCUCCAUCCUGGCCGCCCGCAAGCAGAGCGUGGAGGACAUCAUGAAGGACCACUGGCAGAAGUAUGGCAGGAACUUCUUCACCAGGUACGACUAUGAGGAGGUGGAUGCAGAUGCUGCCAACAAAAUGAUGAAGGAUUUGGAGGCGGUGAUGUUCGACCGCUCCUUCGUGGGGAAGCAGCUGUCGAGCGGGGACAAGGUGUACACGGUGGAGAAAGCUGACAACUUCGAGUACAACGACCCCGUGGAUGGCAGCGUCUCCAGGAACCAGGGUCUGAGGCUCAUCUUCUCCGACGGCUCCCGCAUCAUCUUCCGGCUGAGCGGCACCGGCAGCGCGGGGGCCACCGUGCGCCUCUACAUCGACAGCUACGAGAAGGAUGCUCAGAAAAUCAACCAAGACCCACAGGUGAUGCUGGCACCCCUCAUUUCCAUUGCACUGAAACUUUCCCAGCUCCACGAGAGGACCGGCCGCUCGGGGCCCACCGUCAUCACAUAGAGCUGCAGUGAGCACGGGGGGAGGCAGCCCAGCCCCUCCCCAGCCAACUGGCACUAAAAUAGGAAUAUUGAUUUCAUCCCUGUAUUUAAGAACACUGUUUUGCUGCUAAGGAUAGCCAAUAAACCCCAGCCCUCAG
Molecule: messenger RNA, 1851 nt
Organism: Melospiza georgiana
Lineage: Eukaryota; Metazoa; Chordata; Aves; Passeriformes; Passerellidae
Gene: PGM1
Product: phosphoglucomutase 1
Exons: 11
Coding region: 27-1715 (562 amino acids)
Biological process (GO): carbohydrate metabolic process
Cellular component (GO): cytosol
Molecular function (GO): phosphoglucomutase activity; magnesium ion binding
Source: RefSeq, a predicted model, not a curated record